This is a messenger RNA of Nothobranchius furzeri (turquoise killifish), 1144 nucleotides long. Lineage: Eukaryota; Metazoa; Chordata; Actinopteri; Cyprinodontiformes; Nothobranchiidae. The record is from RefSeq and is a predicted model, not a curated record.
UAACGGCAGCGUUCGGUUGCCAUAGUAACAGAAAAAAGCGCUGCGUGUGUGUUGCGGUUCCGUUGUGAGUCAGAACCAGAACGUGGCUUUUUGAGGAUCAAACCAACCAAACCUGGUUCAACAUGGAUGCUGACUUAUUAACCUACUCCCUGAACUUCGUAACCGGUCAAGGGGGGGCGUACAGCACCGAAAAAAUCAUCGCUCUGAAGACGUCCUUCGAGAUUCUGAAGCAAAAGUACAAGUUCCAACGAGUUCUGCUCUGGGGCAAAAUACUGGCGAUGAAAAACAUCUACUACAUCGCCCAAGGGAGAGGACAAGACGAGCUGGCAGACAGGAAGUACCUGUACAGCUUUGACUGCAUGAACUGGUUCCUCCUCCCCUCCAUCACGGACUCCAUGAUCCAGCAGGUAGCUGCAAAUGCAAGGGGUCCUUUCAGAGGGGAGCCGUCUUUUGUGUACCCAGCAAGGACCCACCGCAGUGAUGGAGAUAAAGGUGCAGGGUUGGUGGCGACUGAGGAGAUGAGGCUGGCUGUGACGGUUAAGCAGAUCGAUGAAGAAGUGUCUGUGGUGCCUCGAGGAGCCUUCAUCAAGACUGGUGAUCUUGUUCAGCUCAAUCGCAGCUUUGGCGGUCUUUCUAAAGCAGAGGGAAAGUCGCUUGACAAUUACAUGCACUUCAGAGAACCAAAGAGCAUAAAGAAGGAAGACGUCCAGAAGAGGGGAGAUUGGUGCCCAUCGUUUGACUUCCUGGAUGUUCUUAGUGAUGACGUCCCAAAAGGAUCAUGGUCUCUUCAAUGGGAAAGUGACGAUAAAGUGUACAUCCUCAGCAGCCUCCUAUGGCUUGGUUUGGCCUUCUACCACGUGCCGACGACCCCGCACCACGGAUACAUCUACUUCGGCGACGGGCAAAAAAAUGUACACCUUGCUCAUAUGAUUUAGUAGACUUCUUUUUCUUUAGCGUGGCGUUCUUUUAAUCACCAAGAGUUGUGCAGUUUGGUUUAUUCUACCUUUUAAUAGUUGUUCAUAAAAAGUAUUGUUACACAGCAGGAGGAGGCAAACAGGCUGGUUUUAUUGAAACGUUUGUUCAGGAUACCAUUUCGUGGCCAAUGUUCUUAAGUUGGACCCAGAUUAAUAAAAGUUUAAAUGAA